UGUUAUAGUAUCUAUAACAUUUUCUUUGAUUUGAUUUUAAAAUGGCGGAUGUCUCAAGCGAAGACCGAAAAGUAAAGUUAACUAAAAAUGGCAAAAUUGUGAAAAGACGCACACGAAAUCCAGAAGAAUGGCACAAACAAAAACAAAAGCGACUACGAAUAGCUGGGCUGGAAUACAUAAACGCGAACGGUAAAGUUGUUCCGCCAAAACAUCCUGGACCCGAUUGCAACUGCCGUCGAAAUUGCUUUCAAAAAGUCCCUGAAGAUGUGCGAAUGAAAACAUUUCAAGGCUUCUAUUCCAUGAAGACGCACGACGAACAAAAUGCCUAUCUGUUUGGUCUCAUGAGACAAGUAGACGUGAAGCGGAAAAGAGUAAAAUCGAGCAGCCGCCGCACUUGCACUUUUGAAUACUUCAUAAGAGUCAAAGGGCGUGAGACCCAAGUAUGUCAGACUGCCUUUAAAAAUAUUCAUGCAAUAACAGAGCGCAAAGUGAGAGUACUCUGUAAAAAGAUGGAUGAUGGCGUCAUGUUCCCCAGUGACAACAGAGGAAAAAACAGCCACAGAAGAUCUGGGGAGGUACGGCUCCCAAAUGGGGUAAUAGACCAAAUCAAAAACCAUAUCUAUUCCAUUGUUCAUACACACAGAUUGAAAGACUUCAUCCGGCUGGACAAAAUUGCUGGGCUAGAAAUUAAUAUUUCCAAAAUGUGGAAGGAUUACAUAAAAACCUAUGAUCCAGAUAACAUAACAGCUACAAUGCCUAAAUCUAAACGCAGCUCUGAUAUAGCACUCCAAACAGAACCACCACUGCAAAUACAGAAUCAACCUCUACAGGAGACCUUUGCUCCUAUUGCAUAUCCAGGUAGUGGGCACCUAGUAAACAUUGCCGAGAACUACUUUGAGAACCAGUAUCAAACAGCACUAGCUACUACAACUAAUUCUACAAAUUUUUAUCCAACACAAAAUGGGGCUCCAGGAAUGGGUAUCAUUCUUCAGUCCACUGUGACCAGAACCACUCAACCAACAGCUUUUAUCUUGCUGCAAACAAAAUCUGAACCCCAACAUGCUGAUAACAGUACCUUGGCUAUUGCCAAUGUUCCCUACAAUCACACCCCUGAAUUAGAAGAUGAAACUUGUGAGAAAGAAGUAAAAAAAUUAAAGAAAGAAAGAAAAAAAGGCCCUCUUGUCAAACAGUGGAGAUACACUAAUAUAUUUCAUGAUGAGAUCAAUGGUGCUGCAUUGGCAGCAAUCAAAACGAGGCUUGGGAUGUACUAUGCAGAAAGUGAUGCUGCAAGAAAAAAGGCCAAGCAGGCUCGGCCACAAGAAACAGUACAGAUUCAAGUGCCUCCUGAGCAACCACAAAUUCGAACAGAACUAGCACCUCUCCGGCCUCCACAUCAACCCAUCAGACCAACACAUACUGUAACAAUCUAUACAUAAUAUUGUCAUGUUUUGGACUUUGUCGACUGAUUUGUUAAUUAAUUUCUCGAAUAACGUUAGAAGUAACAUUAGAUGAACAAUUUAUGUUAUCAUUAUUUUAGGUUGCAUAGGUUAUAACAAAAAACAUUAUAUCCAUGCUUUUUUAUAAUUAUGUCUUUUAUAAGGAAAACAAGAUCUAAAAAGUAC
This is a messenger RNA of Bicyclus anynana (squinting bush brown), 1622 nucleotides long. RefSeq lists its product as uncharacterized. The transcript is spliced from 2 exons. The coding region runs from base 42 to 1436 and encodes 464 amino acids. NCBI's taxonomy places the organism in Eukaryota, Metazoa, Arthropoda, Insecta, Lepidoptera, Nymphalidae. The record is from RefSeq and is a predicted model, not a curated record.